CCAUCCCUUUCAGCAAUAUCAGAAGCAUCUCUGUCUAUUAUAACACCCAAAGACGUCCAAGCACUUCCCUCGUCUUCUCUUUCCCUGCAAUUUACUAUAUAUCUUCCUUUUAUGUUUAAUAUAUAUCAGUUUGGAGUUAUAAAAUUCGGGAAAUUAUAUGUAUGAGCGUAUUCUCCAAACGUACACGUGUACUCGAUUGAUUACUUAUAGCUCGCCACUGUGUGUUUGGAGGAACAAAUUUGUAAAUUUGGAUCACCAUAAAAUUUCCAAUGGCUUUGAGCAACAAAAAGGUCUCCACCUCAGCUCCUCGAUGGAAAUAUCAUGUGUUCUUGAGUUUUAGGGGUGAAGACACCCGCAAGGGUUUUACAGAUCAUCUCUUCAAGGAAUUGAAGGAGCGAGCAAUCAGUGCUUACAGGGAUGACCCGAAUCUUGAAAGAGGGACUACUAUCGAUACAGAGCUCAUGCUGGCAAUUGAACAGUCGAGGUUUUCAAUUGUCAUCAUUUCGAAAAACUAUGCUUCUUCUGAUUGGUGCUUGCUUGAACUUGCACAUAUUUUUCGAUGCAUGAAAGAGGAUGGUAGGAUCAUGCCAAUCUUUUAUGGCGUAGAACCUAGAGAUGUACGUCAUCAAACGGGAACUUUUUCAGAACAUUUCACCGAGCAUGAAAAGAAGUUGGGAAAAGAUGGAGAGAAAGUGCGCGAGUGGAGAGAUGCAUUGACAAAAGUGGGUAAACUUGCUGGCUGGAAUUCAGAGAAUUAUAGGUACGACACAGCGCUUAUCAAAGAAAUUGUUGAUGUAGUGUGGAAGAAAGUUAAUCCUACAUUUCCAGGGGAAGAUCCUACACAGAAAUCGGUCGGACUUGGUAAAGUCAACAAAAUAGUUUCGCUUUUGAAUCUAGACUCAAAUGAUAUUCGGCUCGUAGGAAUAUGGGGAGCGGAUGAGAUAGCCAUUAAAACAACUGCUGACUUAGUCCAUAAUAGUAUUUCUGAUCAUUUUGAAGUAAGCAGCUUUCUUAGAGAAAUCAGAAAGGUUUCCAAAAGUAAGAGUUUAGUUUAUCUUCAAGCUCGGCUUCUGGAACAACUAAACGGAAGGUACGUACCAGUUUCAGAUGUUUAUGAGGGAAAGAAUAUGACAAAGAAUUGUGUACGAAAUAAAAAGGUUCUUCGCAUUCUCGAUGAUGUGGAUCAAUCAGACCAAAUAGAAAUCCUGGGUGGAGAGAAGGACUGGUAUGGCAAUGGUAGCAGAAUCAUCAUUACAUCUAUGAAUCGAAAUCUGCUAGUAGAACAUGGCAUAGAAGAACCAUAUUUGGUGGAGGGAUUGAACAAAGAUGAAGCUCUUCAGCUCUUCUAAGUUCUAACUGAAGACUUUCCAGAAAGAUCAACUAUAUUACUAUAUUAUGUCGUAUAUACGCUCAUAACAAUGUUGAAGUACCUUUACUAUAAUGUUGGUACUUUAUAAUGUACUAUCACUUUUUAAAUCAUGUAUUGUUCUGUGGAAUGGCAUUUUGUUAAUAAGUGCUUCUAUUCAGACUCC
Rosa chinensis is the source of this 1532-nucleotide messenger RNA. Its product is annotated as disease resistance protein RPV1. Bases 270 to 1349 code for a protein of 359 amino acids. Gene Ontology annotation, biological process: signal transduction; defense response. NCBI's taxonomy places the organism in Eukaryota, Viridiplantae, Streptophyta, Magnoliopsida, Rosales, Rosaceae. The record is from RefSeq and is a predicted model, not a curated record. The transcript has 2 exons. Gene Ontology annotation, molecular function: ADP binding.